CCAGUUAGAUCAGACUUGGCUUUGAACAUUUUACAAGCCUUGAACAAUCAAGCAAACAAACUGCAAGAUUACACUAGACUAAAGUUUGACCCAUCGUAAGGACUAGAGAAAGAGUGGCCGCUUCACAAGAAGUCUGGGAUCGAGGCUAAGAUAAAUGCAUCCAUUUCCUGUUCUAUUUCCGUUUACAUUUCAACAUCCUGGUUUUGCACGAGCCUCUCCCACUCCAGUUAGAUUUACUUGUAUGUACUCGGAAAACAAGCUUUUGAACAAGCAGCAAACAAUCAAGCAAACAAACUGCAAGAUUACAAAUUACACUGGACUAAAGUUUGGCCCAUCGUAAGGACUAGAGAAAAAGUGGUGCAAGUACUGUAUAGUUGUGGAAAUGACUGAUGGCAGCCAGUCAUGUGAUACACCCCUGCACACUGCUGCAAGCCGUGGGGACUUAGAUGAGGUCAGAGAGCUGUUGAAAACAAAGCAAUAUGAAGUCAACGUCAGAAACUCACACAACCAAACAUCUCUUCAUCUUGCAUGUGCUAAUGGUCAUCUCGAUACGGUUUGGACACUAGCCAAUGACUUUGGUGCUGACAUAGGAGCUAUUGAUAAUGAUGGAAAUACACCAUUGCUCUUUGCUGCUAAGAACAAACAUGUGCAAAUAAUUAUCAUGUUGGUUCUAUUAUCACUGUAUGGUAGACACCUCUUCAACGGAGACUAUGUGCUCUGUUCCUUUAGCCGUAGUGAGAUGGAUUGUCAUCACGUUAAACUCUUUGAGGAUGUCCUCUUUGAGUAUUACAAUGAUUCUGAAGCAUUGGAGAAAACUAUGAGUCUGAUAAGUAAAUUCUUUGUUGAAUAUAUUCAAUUCAAGGAUUAUAAAGAUGAUGGCUUUAUUGCAUUGUUUGUAGCUGCAUCACUCGGUCUCAAAGACUUGAUUAAUCGACUAGUUACACAGAAUAAAGUAGACCUGAAUAUUAGGGGAUUCCAUGGCUUGUCUGUUCUCCACGGUGCCUGUUUUGGAGGACACAUCCUGCUCAUGGAGAAUCUUAUUUCAGAACAUCUUACGGACCUUUCUGUUAAGGAUACACAAGGGAACUCAGUUUUGCAUUACGCAACUUUAAAGGGGACUCCCUAUGAAUGCUAUGGUGGUCACAUAGAACUAAUAAACAAACUAGUGAUAGAAUAUGGCCUUGAUCCCUCAGAUAGAGAUGAUGAUGGAAAUACACCUCUACAUAUUGCAUCCAUUUUCGGACAUGUUGAAACGGUGAGACACCUGAUCAGUAAGCACAGUGCUGAUAUCAAUUGCACUAAUAAUAAGAACAGCACAUCAUUGAUGCUAGCAGUGGGGAAAGGUCAUGUCAAUGUUUUCGAUGCGUUAGUCAAAGAAUUUAAGAACAAUUGUCAUGUUCGAGGUUACAAAAGUCGAAAUCUAGUUCACUAUGCAUGCGAAGGUGGCCAAAUAGAACUAAUAGACAAGCUGGUGAUGGAAUAUGGCCUCGAAUCCACAGUUAGUGAUGACGAUGGAAACACACCUCUACAUAUUGCAGCCAUUUUCGGACAUAUUGAAACAGUGAGACACCUGAUCAGUAAGCACAAUGCUGAUAUUGAUUGCACUAAUAAUCAGAACAAUACUCCAUUGAAUCUAGCUGUGUUAAAUGGUCAUAUGCAUGUUUUGGAUAUGCUAAUCAAAGAAUUCAACAACAGUUGUCAUGUCCGAGGUUACAACGGUCGUGCUCUACUUCACCAAGCAUGUGAAGGUGGUCAUAUAGAACUGAUAGACAAAUUAGUGCUUGAAUAUGGCCUCAAUCCCGCAGAUAAAGAUAAUGAUGGUAACACACCUCUACAUAUUGCAGCCUCCUUUAAAGGACGUGUUGAAACAGUGAGACACCUGAUUAGCAAGCACAGUGCUGAUAUCGAUUGCACUAAUAAUCAGAACAGCACAUCAUUGAUGCUAGCAGUGGGGAAAGGUCAUGUCAAUGUUUUCGAUGCGUUAGUCAAAGAAUUUAAGAACAAUUGUCAUGUCCGAGGUUACAAAAGUCGAAAUCUAGUUCACUAUGCAUGCGAAGGUGGCCAAAUAGAACUAAUAGACAAGCUGGUGAUGGAAUAUGGCCUCGAAUCCACAGUUAGUGAUGACGAUGGAAACACACCUCUACAUAUUGCAGCCAUUUUCGGACAUGUUGAAACAGUGAGACACCUGAUCAGUAAGCACAGUGCUGAUAUCGAUUGCACUAAUAAUAAGAACAGCACAUCAUUGAUGCUAGCAGUGGGGAAAGGUCAUGUCAAUGUUUUCGAUGCGUUAGUCAAAGAAUUUAAAAACAUUUGUCAUGUCCGAGGUUACAAAAGUCGAAAUCUAGUUCACUAUGCAUGCGAAGGUGGCCAAAUAGAACUAAUAGACAAGCUGGUGAUGGAAUAUGGCCUCGAUCCCACAGUUAGUGGUGAUGAUGGAAACACACCUCUACAUAUUGCAACCUGGACAGGACAUGUUGAAACAGUGAGACACCUGAUCAGUAAGCACAAUGUUGAUAUUGAUUGCACUAAUAACCAGAACAUUACACCAUUGUGUUUAGCUGCUGUAUGUGGUCAUGAGAUUGUGAUAUAUGCUCUGAUAGAGUUUAAUUGCAGUCCACAUGUAAGAGGAUACAAUGGUCAAACUCUGCUUCAUUAUGCUUGCCAAAAGGGUCAUAUAAAACUAUUAAAUAAACUGGUAACUGAACAUAAGGUGGAUCCAUCAAUUAGAGACAACGAUGGGAACACACCUCUGCAUCUUUUGUGUCGUACACCCUAUACUGAAGAAGAGAAGCUGAGAACAAUCCUUUGCGAGCACCAGUACUGGACAGUGUUUCAAGUUAAUAAUAAUGGCAACACUCCUCUUCAAACAGCAACUGUUUACGAACAAGCUUAUUGUGCACGCUUACUAUUGCAGAAGUACAAUGCUCCACUUUUUGUGCGAAAUAAAGAUGGAAAGACAGCCUCUGAUUUAGCAAAAGCUCAGAGAAGUCAUGAAAUUGUUACAAUUUUCAAAAAUUAUAAUUCAGAAAUCCAGUCAACCUAUCAACAACUAGACAAACUUGCUAAACAAGAGUUUGAUGGUGAAAAGCACCUCACCAGAAUAUUUGUUGUAGGUCAUCCAGGUGCAGGGAAAUCCACGCUUGUUGAAACUAUCAAAAAAGAAAGUUUAAUCAGCUACUUCAGCGCAUCAACUGUUGCCCCUCACACUGCAGGGAUUGUUCCAAGUACUUAUGACAGUAGUGCUUAUGGAAGAAUGAUACUCUAUGAUUUUGCUGGUGAUUCCGAGUACUACUCCUCACAUGCUGCAAUUAUGGAGUCAAUCAACACAUCGAAAGGAAGUAAUAUAUAUUUGAUAAUUUGUGAUUUGAGUGAAGGUGAAAAAGCUGCUGUCACUAAAUACAGCUACUGGCUUUCAUUUCUAUCCUACAAUAUUAAGCAAUUCUUAAACACGAUUAUUUUACCAGUGGGAAGCCAUGCCGAUGUCAUUAAAAAAUCGCCAGUUGAACAAUCACUAUCUGUACUUGACAGUAUAUCACAAAAGUUUUGUAGCAGCUCCAAGAUUGAGGAUUUUCACAUUGAACAAAGUGUUGCUCUCGAUUGCCGUAAACAAGGGACUGUAGUGAAUGACAUAAAGGAACUCACGAAGAGAUUCUCCAAAUUAAUAUCUCCUAUCGAACUUUCCCCAGAAACAAGCACACUCCUAGGAUUGUUGAAAAAAGACUUUGAACAUGUUCCAGCUUGCAAAUUAAGCCUCCUUAUCUCUCACAUAAAAGAUACUGGAAUUCCGCUGCCACUAAAUUCUUCAUUACUAUACACUCUCAUAAGAGAGUUACAUGAUUUGGGUCUGCUCAUAGUGAUAGAGAGAGAAGGGGACUCCAUUGAGAACCACAUAAUCAUUAUCAAGAUAUCAACAUUCACAUCAGAUGUACAAAGUAAACUAUUUUCAAAGUCUGCUAAAGCUGACCUCACAAAACGCAUAGGUGAACUCAAGUUCAGCGUAGGCAUUAUUCCAGAAUCACUACUGGAGAGAGUGCUACCAGAGUACAUCACAAGAGAAAUUUUACUUAAGCUUCAGUACUGUCACGAAAUUGAGAAUUUGUAUGUGGAAGAGGACCACACUCUUUCUCAAGUAUCUCCUGGAACAGUACCAACAGAAAGUGCCACUAAAGAUCUAUUCUUCCCUGCUUUAUGUGAUCUCAAGCUUGAUGAAAUUCAAUGGCCUAAAUCCGAAGGUGGCAAGAUUACUUUGGGAUGGUAUGCUAAAUGUGAUGGUGACAGAUUUGACUUCUUCCCAACACGAUUUCUUCAUGUGCUUAUUGUUCACCUCUCUCACAACUUUGCACUAAAACAAAACCUACCCACAAGACACAGACUCUCCACUACAGCUUCCGAUUCUUUGAUUGCUGAGGUACAUGCUGCCAAUCCUCACUGUCGCGUCUGGUCGACUGGUCUGCAUUGGCUUAUGAAGAACGGGGUGGAGGUAUUUGUCGAUAUGCCUAAAGACGCUGAUAGUAAAGAACUGAUUGUAUUAGCAAGAAGUGACAUCGAAAGUCGAUUCGAAUGUUCCAAAACUCUGCAACUAGUUAUUCAAAAGGUAGUCGAAGUAAAAGUUGAAUUCUGUGAUGGUAUAGUGCCUACUGUUUACCUUCUUGAUCCGAGCAACCUCAAGGAUGAACCUUUUACAAAUGCUAGAAAUGCAUCUAAAUAUUCUCUAAGAGAUAUUGAUGAAGCAUUAGUAGAAGGUGCUGAGCGAGUCAUGGAUAAAGAAGGACAAUGUUUCUCCACUCCAACCAAAGAGGAGUCAUCAUACUGGAGGUCGCCAUUUAUAAUCAGUUUAAUGCAACCCCAAGAUGUUUGCUGUAAACCUGGAGAGGAAGUAACAUUUACUGUAUCGACAUCACCAUCUGCUACUACGUGUGUUUAUCAAUGGUAUUUUGAAAACCAAGCACUAACACUUCAAAAUCCUGACUAUAAAGGGCAAACAUCUAAACGUCUCCUAGUAUUAAAAUUCCUACCUAAACAUAAAGGUGUUUAUUGGUGUAUUAGUGAAGAUGGAUCAGGCACACAGAUCACUUCACGUCAUGCAACACUCACUGCAGAUGGAGAGAUUAUUGAAAAACAAGAAUUGCAGUACAUAGGGAAAAUCAUUGAAAAUUCUGGUAUUAACUUUGGUAAAUAUGGCCUUCAGACAGAGCACUUACUCAAUGGUGAAAGUGAUGUCACUUAUGAAGAGAUGGAGCUUCUAAUGAAUGUAAAUCCAAGUACACAAUUACAAGUGUUGUCAAUAAACUUAAAGCAGGAAAUCACAUCAAGAAUAAAAGAGGAGCAACUCUAUGCCAAAGCCAUAAAAGAGAUGGUCUCCCUUUCCUACACCAAAAUCAUUGCCCUUGGUCCAGGCCAGGUUGGAAAGUCUACUUUUAUUCGCAGAUUGUUGGGAAUUAUGAAAGGAAAUGUCCAAACGUCUCUUCUAGAAACACAGCCGCAAUCUAGUACAGGUAUUUUGGAGUCGAGAGAAGCUUGUAUUCAGUAUAGCCGAGUAACUGGUGCUAUAGCCAACAAAAAGUGGUGUGUUUUACAAGAUGAGCUGCACAGUCAACUAAGUGGUUUAAUGUCACUAAUAAGUAAGCAAUCUCAGCAAGAUCCUGAGCACGAAAUAAUGAAACCGUUAAUUAAAGAGAAAGAGUAUAUAACCCCAUUAGCAAGUUAUGUUCAAACUGUAGUAAAAGAACCAAUGAAUGUUGCUGCUGUGCGAUUGAAAGAGGAAAAGAAACAUGAUCAAGCUUUAUCUAAUCGUUCUGGAAUUCGAUCAGUGGAAUCACUGCCAGUUACUACACAAGAGCCGAGUGCUGCUAGUGAAUUGAUGCCUCGAGAAUCAGAUAUUGAUAUAACAAUUAGAGAGUUCAAAGAACUAAGAGAGGAAUGCAGACUAAACCCAGAUGGGGUAGAAUUUGAAAUGCUAUUUAAUGUAGCAGAUAUUGGUGGCCAACCAGCAUUUCUAGAGAUGCUACCAUCCUUAACUAUAGGACCAGCUCUAUACCUUGUGUUUAUGAAACUCAAACAAGGGCUAGGCUCAAGAUACACUGUGCAGUUUAAAUGCAAGGACUCAAAUGUUAGGCUUUGUAAGAAUUACUCAUACACGUCAGAAGAAGUAAUAUUUUCAGCACUUUCAAGCAUAGCAUGCUUUGGACACUCAGAUGAACAAGUGGAAAUGUAUGUUCGGAAACCAGGAUCAGGUGAUAAAAAGCGGAAAGAUUCUCUUGCGUUACUGGUAGGAACUUUUCUUGACGAGAUUGAAGAUGAUCAACUCGAAGAUAUAACCAGCCAACUCGAGAAACAGCUCGAAAACACAGCAUUUUAUAAAGAAGGUCUCAUCCAUCGCAAACGUUUCAGUUUAUUAGUGAACAAUAUGAGUGCCGAAGAUAGUGAAAUAGAAGAUCACAGAGAAAAAUUAGAAGCAAUACUCAGAAAUACAUUUCGGGAAUAUCAAAUCCCGACACAAUGGUUAAUGCUAAGUAUUUGUCUUAAGCUUCUUGCUAGAAAUCAAAACAAGUAUCAUGUUUCCUUUGAUGAUUGCGUCCUGUUGGGGAAGCAUUUCGAUAUGGAGGAAGAGAUGGUGAGUGUUGCCUUGCAAUUUCUACACAAAUACAUUGGGCUUGUCAUGUAUUUUCCUCAUCACGAGAAUCUCAAGAAAAUUGUUAUAUGUGAUCCGCAAGUUGUUUUUUUAACCAUCAGUGAACUAAUCUUCAACAUUUACGAUCACAACAAGGAUCAAGUUAGCCAAGCACAGUGUGACCACUUUGUUCAAACUGGUUGCUUUUCACCUCAAGAUAUAAUGUUAUUAAGUAAUAACGAUCUGCCUAUGAAUAAGAAACUUAUUUCUAUUGAUACAUUAGUUGAUCUAUUAGUUUACCUAAACAUUGCUGCUAAAGUACCAUUGUCUUCUUCUAAAGAGGAGUACUUUUUGCCUGCGGUUCUGCAAACUGCUGAAAUAGACAUUGUAAAAAGGAAGGGUAAAGAAAAAAACAAGGAAUUGCUUCCGGAACCAAUCUGUAUUCGAUUCAAAACAGGAUUUUUACCUUUAGGAUUUGUAUGUGCUUUAAUUGCAAAUCUUAUUGCUGAAAAUAAUUUACGUCCACUCAUUGAUGAAAGCAACAAGUUUUACAAGAACAGGAUUCAAUUUCGAUUCAAAAAUAACUUUAUUAUCUCUAUGAUUUCUUGGCCUAGGUAUUGUGAGUUUCGUGUCUCAAGGCACUCAGGCAAUAUUGAAUUUUGGAGUGAGGAUUGUUGCCCUCUUAUCAGUAAAAUUGUACGCACAGCUGCUAACAAGGUCAUUCAAUCUAUGCAGCAUGGCUUGCGUUCAAUAAGUAGAUCUAGAGAUUCUGAAAUGUAUGAAUUAGCUUUCCAGUGCCCAAGACAUCCUAAUGCAGACUAUGGACAGGAAUCUCUCGCUAAACUAGUUUAUGAUAAUUCCGACCAAGAUAUUUCUUUGAAUUUGGAUCCUAAGGAGGCUAUAUGCACAAAUCCAGAAUGUGAAACUGCUAUUGAUCCACUAACUCCCGAAAUGAUGGUUUGGUUUGGUAAAGUUCCAAGUAUCCCGCUGAGAAUUGAAAAACAACCUACUCGAAAAGAAAAUGUUAUAAGCAUAAGUGCAGAGGGAGCACGACCACUAACAUAUGAAUGGUUUUUAGGAAUGAGUAAGCUCUGUGAUGGUGAUAACCAGGGCUGUGAUUGUUGUACAACAGAAUAUCUCGUCAUUAAAGAUAGAAAACUAUUGACUGAAGGUGUAUUCAAAUGUAAAGUGAAGGACAAAUUUGGCAACUGUACUGAAUCUGAUAAUCUUGAUCUCUUCGAAGAGGAUCUUAGAAGAUGGAAUUUGCACAAAGAAGAGAUUAGCAAACUAAAAGAUAACGGAUUUAGAAGUCCUAGAGAUUUGCAAGAUGUCCAGCUUGGUGAGCUGGAGUCAAAGCUAAAGUUGAACAUGGGUGAGAGGGAAAGAUUAAAACUGUUCCUUGAGAAAAAGAAAGCUGAAUCUUCUUCACGCUCAGACCCUGUAGCCUCACAAUGUCACAAAAGAUCAUUGCGAACGUAUAAUGAAACCUCACCAAAAGUGGAUGAUGUCGCUUUGCAAGAUAUCGAAGAAGCACUCGGAGAAUGCAAUAAGCAAGUCAUGGAUAAAGAAGGACAAUGCUUCUCCACUCCAAUCAAAGAUUGGAUCAGCCCAACAAGAUGGGCCAUAUCCUACUGGAAUUUGUUUUUUCCAAUGGAUGCCGAAUUGGUUCGUUCUGCUUUGCAAGAAGUAAAGGAUGCUCAAUGGAAACUACUCGGAAUGAGUCUUCCAAUCCCCUGGAACAAAUUAGAUGACAUUGAAUCAUCAUUCCCAGAGGACAUUGCUAAGAAAGAAGAAGUAAUUCGACUGUGGAUGUCUCAAGAACCCACCUGGAUAGUGUUGGUAGACGCUCUCAGUCAAUCUGCAUAUAGAUGGUCACAGAAUUCUAGUCAAAUCUCACAGGAGCACAAUGUACCUCUACAAAAGAAAAUCCUUGAAAGCAGUUCAUCCGUCCGUCCUGACGAGGACUUUCUCCAAUCGUUUGCUGCCAUCAUUGGCUCUCGAUGGCAGUGUCUUGCUUCUCCCCUCUCCCUCACUUCUGGAGACAUUGUGAGCAUCAAGAGAGAGACAAGAGGAGCAGAGCCGACCAGACAAGCACUUGUCAUGUUGCGGAAGUGGGCAGCCAGGGAGACGGCAACUUAUGGUCAGUUGAGAGACAGACUUUGUACACUCUCAGUGUUUCAUAUCGGAGAACGUUAAUAUCAUGCAUCACAGCACAAAUAAAUGUGUAGCUACGUUAAAUUGUUGUUAUUAUUAUAGCUAGCUGUCAUAAUUAUAUAUGUCACUGUAUUUGUGUCACUGAACUUUUAGAACGCGUGCCUUUCCACUUAAUUAUACUCACUGCACUUUCAAUUUUCUACUAUCAUGCAAUACUGUAACACCACGCCGUUUAAAAAUAUUUUUGUUACCUUAAC
Messenger RNA from Halichondria panicea, 9021 nucleotides. RefSeq lists its product as uncharacterized. Gene Ontology annotation, biological process: signal transduction; regulation of gene expression. The record is from RefSeq and is a predicted model, not a curated record. The transcript has 13 exons. The coding region runs from base 383 to 8806 and encodes 2807 amino acids. Gene Ontology annotation, molecular function: protein binding. Gene Ontology annotation, cellular component: nucleus. NCBI's taxonomy places the organism in Eukaryota, Metazoa, Porifera, Demospongiae, Suberitida, Halichondriidae.